This is a messenger RNA of Gryllus bimaculatus (two-spotted cricket), 339 nucleotides long. The record is from the annotation of a GenBank genome assembly. NCBI's taxonomy places the organism in Eukaryota, Metazoa, Arthropoda, Insecta, Orthoptera, Gryllidae.
AUGGCAAAGGGCCCUUACAAGUUGGUGCUCCGCGAGUUUCUAGCAUGCGAUGACCAAGGAGCGCACACGCUGCGUUUUGAUCUUCGUCGACGCUUGCUGGAUUCCGGCCUCCCGGCUUACUCUGGCAAAGUCACCUUCCCACAGGACCUCGACAACGACGUCAAGCCCUGGGCAGCGACGGGACUAGAAGGGCACGAGUGCGACUUGCGCGCGCAAUUCUCAGAAAUCGUCGGCUACGGCGCUGAGCGGCCGCGCCAAAGUCCAGUCAAGCGAAACAACUCCAAAUCAGUUGCUAUAGAACCCGUUAAUUCAAUUGAAAAAUCUGUCCCCACUUUCUAG